GGAAAAGGCGAGGGCGAAAUGGAGGGCCCCAGGGGAGGCGCGCAGCGGGCGGCCAAGCCGAAGCAAGACCGUGAGAAGUUCACUGGCAUUCCCAUCGAGUGAGAGCGGCUGUGCAUUCAUCAUGCAGAAAUGACGGAUCUGCAUACAUUCAUGGCGUGGUGUGUAUGUGAUGGCUGUGACGUCAGGAACCGUCAGGUGUCCGGCGAGGCCUUUCAGAGGGACGUAGAGGCUCAGGGGAUGCAGUUCGUGUCGCUCGAAAAGCUCCACAAGAUGGUGAGUGAGAACACCACACCACCGGGCAUAUAGCUGCUGCAGCAAUGCCAAUGUAUGGCGCCAUCCGUGUCUGUGUGUCUGUGUGUUUGCACUGCACUGGUCCAUGCAGAAGAGCAGAGAUGUGGCGGACAAGAUGGCCGACUGGCUGAUCAUAGGGGUCUUCUACUUCAGGGGCGCCAUCAAAACCACUGGCGGAGGUGAGCGGCACCCAUGUGUCUGUCGUCUUGCGGCACACCUCUCCCUCCACUUGUGCUGCGCCCAUCUUCAGGGUCCAAGAUGCUGCAUUGGAAGCUGACGGACCUGCGGUAUUGACACCACACAGAACACACACCUAUCUUCCUGCUACACACGCUGGUCUGGUCUGUCUGGCCCCGUCCUGUUUGUUGUAUGCAGCGGCCACUGCGCCACGGUGCUCAUGUUUGACGACGCAUAUCGGCGCCUGUAAGACAAGACACGCCUCUCGAGAAGCCGACACCAGAUUUGCAGAAGAGCCAUCUGUAUGUGUAUGUGUUUGUUGGCAGGGAGUCAGCCAGGCCAGGCGGCAUCUGGGCGUUCCUCAAUCCAGACAUCAUGCCGCGACGUGAAUCGGUCGGUAUGCAAACAGAGGGAGGGUCCAGUCCACGGCUACAUUGUGUCUGUCAUGUCCCUCUGUGUUGUGUGUGGACCGGACCGGUCAUUCAUGUUUGUUUUAUACAUAGGACGGGCGUGCUCCCGACACGCUCUGUGGCGGAAGCAUCUCUGCGGAUGUGCCGAGUCUCAAGGUCAACAAUGCUAGGUUUGUUCUCAAGGUGAGGCAACUCCCUCACACACACACGCAUCUGGCUGCCUUGGAGAAUGCUCUCUCUUGUGUGUGGAGGGGACGUAUGCAGUUGGGCGACGCGAGCACGUUGGCGUUUUGCGGCGGCCUCAUUGGCCAGGGCAAGAAGCGAUGCAACAAACCCAUCGACAGGUAAGCGCAUCUCUGCAGCUGAUGCGUCCAACCGACCAGAUGCUCUUCCGUCAACACGUCCCUUUGUGUGUGUGUGUGUGGUGGUCAGUGUGUUGAAUGGCUCCAUGUGUCCCGACCACGCGUACCAGCGGAUCAUCCUCCAGACCAUGCAGUAUCACCACAGCAAGGACAUGCCCAUCAGAGCACCGCCGAAAGGUGGGUGACCGAGACACUAGUUACCGACAAAGACCCUCACUCUCUUCCCCUCCGUGCAUCCAUUCAGCUGCCGAGCAAGUCGCCGCCCGCCCGCAGGACAAUCUCAAUGAUGAUGACGACGACGACAUUGAGAUUGAGCUCGAGGACUCAGAUGACGACGACCCAGUACACCGACCCCAGAAGAAGGGCCAGAACCCCCCCUCCAAGCAGCCGCCUCCCAGGAUGCCCGUCGUCCAGGCCAACAAGGGCCCGUCGGCCGCCAUCGCUGCCAAGAAGGGCAGUGAGGGAGGGGUGGGGGGUAGGUUGGAUAUCCGUAGCCUGCUGCAGCGCCUGCUGGAUUGUUCCAAGGACGGCAAGAAGUCCGAUUCGCUGGUGGUCGGGCCGGUGUUGAAGCAGCUGCACGCUAGCGGGAUCGCACGGGAGGCCGACCUGCGGGCCGUCGGGGACAAGCAGCUCCUCGAGGCCACACGGCAGCUGGCAGAACACCCCAACCCGGUAGGUAAACACAACACCAUACACACAACUUGACGCAAGCCAGGCAAUCGCCCUGUCGUGUCGUUGAUUGAUGCCUUCAUUCAGGUGAGUGUCGGUUCGUUGGCCAAGAAGCUCAACGAGGAGUGGCGGUGGGUCCUCAACAGCAGGGUCGGCCCGACAGCCCCCGGCCGCCAACCCAGGCGCCGGGCGCCUGAUGAGCCACUGCCAGCCCCACCUCCCAGGCCCGCAGCGGCCUCUGAGGCAGACAACAAGGGCAACAGCAGGCGCAAGCGGGGCAAGGAGGAACAGGAGCAGCCGAAGCCGGCGGCGCAGCAGGCGGAUCAAGACGAUGAUGAAGACGACGCCAACUGGCUGUUUGCGAAGUUGCUGGCUGAGAAGGAGGGCCGCCGGCCGCCACCGCGGCCCAAGAAACCGCCCCCUGUGGAAGACAAGAAGCCCCCUGCGCCGAGGAAGAGGGCCAAGAAGGACAAGGCCACCAAUGCCGCCAAGCCCGACGUCCAGGCACGGAUGGAUCAAGGAAGGGCGCACACAUGUUCUACUCAUCGAACGUUGCGUUUGUUGCGUGACGUGCAGGGUGGGUCGUCCAGCGCUGCUGGUAUUGCCGGUGGUGGUGUUGAUAGGAAGAAGGUGACUCGUGAGGAGCUGGAGGCCAUGAUAGCCAAGGCCCUGGAGCAGAAGUCGGUGUUCGACCAAUGCGACAUCGCUGCCGCAGCCAACGACCAACACAUGGUAGGUACUGUGACCACACAUGCUGGCGGGGCGGGAAUCAGCAAGUGGUGCAUUGGUCACUGUACUGUGGGCCUUUGUUGUCACCUUCUUGCUUGCGCUCAGGACGAGUUCUGAUGAUCUACUUGAUGUGACGGAUGGUAUGCCUGCCCGUCCGUCCGUGUCGAUGUAGUAUGUCACUCUUCCAUGCCAUGUGGGCGUAUGUGGGCGAAGGACGGGCCGUUGGACUCGACGGCAGAUGCAUACAAAUGGCUUUGAGAUGACAAUGAUUCAACGUGAUUCCGUGACCCCAUAUGCAGUGGCCAGCCUUUUUUCAGCUGCAACGGGC
Molecule: messenger RNA, 2966 nt
Organism: Vitrella brassicaformis
Lineage: Eukaryota; Vitrellaceae
Source: the annotation of a GenBank genome assembly